Staurois parvus is the source of this 595-nucleotide messenger RNA. Lineage: Eukaryota; Metazoa; Chordata; Amphibia; Anura; Ranidae. The record is from the annotation of a GenBank genome assembly.
AUGGUGGAAGAGCUCAGUAAAACCAUUAAGAAUAAGACGUUGCAGUUUGCCAAAGAAAUUGAACUUGAAGUAAACAGCCAUAAAACAACCAGGCAGUCACUGGACAGAAGCCAGAGAUUAGUGGAAGAGAAGGAACAGCUCCUGAAUUAUAACAUUCUGCAUUAUGAAAAUGUCAACAGAGAACUGCAGAGUCAGUACGAAGAGACAGUGGCAGCACUUCGGGAACAAAAACCAAACAGAAGUCAACAGCAGAGAUGAAAAGAUCCAUAAACUGAAGCAGCAGAUCUCGGAACUUUUCAGAAAUAAGUCAUGGGAACAUCAGAAGCAAAUGGAAGACCUGCAGAAGGAAAUAAGUCGAUUAGCAGAGGAGGCUCAGUUGCUGCGCACACAGCUGAAGAGAGAUAGUGUUUCCAGACAAGAGUGUGAAAAAUGCAAGUCCUUAAUGGCAGCAUUGGAAGACAGCAGGAUACAAAUCAAACUAAAGAACAGAACAAUUGAGGAGCUCCAAUCACUGUGCCAAAAGUUUCAAAAUCAGCUCCUGGAGCAGGAGAAAUUACAGAAAAUGCUUGUGACCAAAAACAAAGAUAUAAAAUAG